Sphenostylis stenocarpa is the source of this 663-nucleotide messenger RNA. The record is from the annotation of a GenBank genome assembly. Lineage: Eukaryota; Viridiplantae; Streptophyta; Magnoliopsida; Fabales; Fabaceae.
AUGGCGACGGAGGCGAUGCUGCAGUUGGGCAUUUUAAUCCUAACCCUUUCUUUGUUCUUCAUCAUGCACAGUAUUCGUAGCCAAACAACCCAAGCCAGAACCCGAACCCGCAACAACAACCGCCAACCGGAACCGAAUCGCCACCUGACCCAAGCAUCGCGCCACCUGGCUCGGGCCAGAUCCACCUCGCACCGAGACCAACACGCCAAGAGCGCUCUCAUGGAAACCGACAAGGCCCUCUCCAUCUGGCCCAGGGACCCGUGGGCCCACAUCCUCCGAGCCCAAGCCCUAAACCUCAUGGGCCACCGCGCCGCCGCCAUCAAGUCCCUCGACGCCGCCCUCUCCUCGCCGGCGGCCAAGUCCCUCUCCGCCGCGGAGCGCGCGGACGCGCUCGUGAGGAGGGCGGAGCUGAAGGUGGGCGUAAACCGGCGGCGGCGGCGGCGGCGGAUUGAGUCGGCGAUAGAGGAUUUGGUGGAAGCAGUGGAGGUGAAUGGAAGGAAAGGGAAUGAGUCGGAGGUGAUGUGUCUGCUUGGAAAGUGUUACGAAUGGAAGGGAAUGAAAGAAGAGGCCAUGGAUGCGUUCCAGAAGGUUCUUGAGGUUGACCCCGAUUCGGAGGAGGCUCGCAAUGGGUUGCAUCGAUUAGGACUUUUUACAGAUAAAUGA